Molecule: messenger RNA, 552 nt
Organism: Amoebophrya sp. A120
Lineage: Eukaryota; Dinophyceae; Syndiniales; Amoebophryaceae
Source: the annotation of a GenBank genome assembly
GCUGUCCUGGGAACGUUCCAAGAUGUGGUCACCGAGGAUCAGCAAUUGGUGAAAAACCUUCUGAAUCAGCGUGAACGCGAGGCGGAAGCGUCGGGCCUGUUUUCCAUCACCGAAGAGAAAGCGAAGAUCUCCUUCCUCCAGGACGCGAUCGUUGGCAUUUCUUCUGCGAAGGAAAGAUUAAGUGGGAAAACAAAAACAUUCAAAGACGCUUUCUCCCUGGCCGCCGAAGCGCACAGCCACACGUUUCCCUCGGUCGCCGCCUUGAUGAAUGAGAAUUCGAACCGGCACCGGCGAAGUUUGGAAAUUCUCGCGGAUAAAUUAACGCUUGUCCGGGACGUGAACAAAAAUCUGAAAAACAACGACUGGCUGUCAGUAGCCUUCGUUCGCCGGAAUCGUGUCGAAAAUCCAAAUCGUGGUCCACAGAUGAAGAUGAGCUACGAGGAUGAGAAGGCUUUAUCUACAACAUCAAAACAGAAAGAUUACUACAGCAUCGAGCUCCCCGCGCGGCUGUUCAUGCAGAGUUCGGAACUGGGUGAGAAGGAAAUGAAAGGC